UCAAAAAUAAUAAUAUUUUUAAAACAAAAUUAUCAAAAAAUAGAAGCAAAAAUGUCUUCUUCUUCUCCAUCAAUUAUUCAAUCAACUCCAAAUUUAAACAAUCAAGAUACACCAAUAAAUACUUCAACAAAUAAUUCAACACCCCGUACAUAUUCAUUAAACAACCCAGUUUAUCAAAAAAUGAGAGAAUUUAUUUUUGAUUUGUGUGAUAAAGGUAUUGGGGCUAUUGCUUCAACUGAACAGUUAAAAGAUAAAUUUGGGGAGCAAGUACCGACUUUGUGCACAAUUUAUAAAUGGAGAAGGGAAUAUCGGGGAGGAAAGGGAGAAAAGCAAUUAUUGGAUAAACAAAAUAAUAUUAAUAAUACACCUGAUUCAAUGGUUUUGCAACAAAAUAGUGUUGGUAGAAAGGCAAAGAAUCAUGUUGAAAAGUAUUGUUCAGCUUGUAACCGAGAAAUGAGCACCCGACAUUAUUAUGAAUUUCAUAUGUUAAAUGUUCACGAUGUUUUGUUGGGUAAUCCUAGAUCGGCAACUGUUGAAUUAUUAGAGAAAAUGUCUUCUACUCGAAAGCAACAACUUACUUUUAGGUGUGAUUCUUGUUUUGGCCGUUGCAUCGACUAUGACAAUUUUGAAGAAUUGCAACAACACAAACUUGAAAAACACGGAAUAGAAAUACCUCUACUUGCAUUACAAUUUAAAAAGAAUAAAAAUAAUAAUAGCAAUGCUUCUCCUCCUGGAAAGGCAAAAAAAAUAAUUUUUUAA
This is a messenger RNA of Meloidogyne enterolobii, 759 nucleotides long. NCBI's taxonomy places the organism in Eukaryota, Metazoa, Nematoda, Chromadorea, Rhabditida, Meloidogynidae. The record is from the annotation of a GenBank genome assembly.